Clupea harengus (Atlantic herring) is the source of this 2141-nucleotide messenger RNA. It is a transcript of the gene snip1, whose product is annotated as Smad nuclear interacting protein. NCBI's taxonomy places the organism in Eukaryota, Metazoa, Chordata, Actinopteri, Clupeiformes, Clupeidae. The record is from RefSeq and is a predicted model, not a curated record. Gene Ontology annotation, molecular function: protein binding.
ACGGAAACCAUUUUCAACGGCCCACAGGAAGCGGAAGUUGGGUACAAACCAGCAACGUGAAGCUAGCUAGCGAUACUUGGCUAUCGCCGAUGUUGUUUGUUUGAUAUGAAGCUAAAUUUGUGAUUUAGGAAGUAGUUGAUUAUCCCAGCUGGUCGGUAUGGAUAGCGGAAAACGACAUAAGCGGCACGAAUCUCCUAUACGUGAGACAAAAAUUAAAAUUAAACAAGAAAAACUCAGUCCAGGCAAGGCUCAAAGAUCACGCCGAUCAAGUUCUGGGUCUGACCGUAGCAACUCAAGUCCCCCGAGAAGAAAAGGCAGCAGAUCACCACCCAGGAAAAAGGACCGUUCACCAGGAAAAAGAGAUGGGUCGAGAGGCGGUCGGGACAAGAGGUCUCCCCCAAGCAGAAGUCGUAGCCCGUCACGCGAUGCCGAUACCAACGUUAAGCGGGAACGUGAAGAUCAUCGAGGCGGUGAAGAAAGGAGGCGUCCUGGUCGAUGGGACGAUGUGGACGACGGGCAGGUGAAGAAAGAGGGAGAGCGCCCCCGUCAGAGAGAGAGGGAUAGAGAACGAGAAAGAGGGAGAGAUAGGGAAAGAGGAGGGGGUGGAGGAAGAGGAGCUGGUGGAGGAAGAGGAGCUGGUGGAGGCAGAGGAGGUGGUGGAGGAAGAGGAGGUGGUGGAGGACGGGUUGAACCCACACGCGAACGGGACGCUCACAUCUUCGAGGAGCAGCAGGCAGAGAGGGGGCAGCACGAGGAACAGCGGCGGGUGAGGAGAUUCGCUAGACAGGGUGGGAGUGACGAGGACAAUCCUCUUGGUGACCCGGACCAGGAAGAAGAACCCACAGAGAUGGAAAAACCCAACUUUGAACUGUCAGGAGCCCUGGUGGAAGAUACCAACACAUUCAGAGGGGUGGUGAUUAAAUACAACGAGCCCCCUGAGGCCCGUAUCCCUAAGAGGCGCUGGCGGCUGUACCCCUUUAAGAAUGAUGAGCCGCUCCCGGUUAUGUACGUCCACAGGCAGAGUGCCUACCUUAUGGGGCGCCAGAGGAAGAUCGCUGAUAUCCCCAUUGACCACCCCUCCUGCUCCAAACAACAUGCCGUUUUCCAAUAUAGGCUGGUGGAACACACCCGGCUCGACGGGACCUCAGGGCGUCGGGUGAAGCCCUACAUCAUCGACUUGGGCUCAGGCAAUGGCACCUACCUGAACAACCAGCGCAUUGACGCGCAACGCUACUAUGAGCUGAAGGAGAAGGACGUGCUCAAGUUCGGCUUCAGCAGCCGCGAGUACGUGCUUCUGCACGAGACCUCCGACACCAGUGAGGUGGACGCCAGACCGGAGGAUGAAGAGGACGAGGGGGUCGACGAGUAGGACUUAAGCUGGUCAGGGACAGAGGCAUCAUGGGGAACCUGUGUGACAGAUGAGGUCACGGAUUACAAAAUGCCAGCUGACGACGGAGAUGUUUUUUUUUUCGAACUGUUUUCAGGUUUUAAUGGAACAAAAAAAAAGUGGAAACGUCUCCAACAUGUCUGUAUACUAAAAAGGCCUCAGUCUGAAUGGAACUAGUAUGUAAGACAUUCUUAUCUCAGGUGGUUAGUUGGAGUGCAGUAAUGCAGUUUACGACAUAUUUCACUGCCUAGCCAAGCUCAUGCCAAUACCUACAAGUGCUUAAUGCCAGCUUCAUUAGCUCGAUCACAAGACAUUGCUAUGUAUUUAGUACUACACUUAUCGUUGUAUGUGUCCAAGCUAGUUACUGUCAGCACACCGGAUGUGUAGAACGUUUGUGCUGGAUUCUUCAUUUUACGUCUAAAACAGGUGGGUUACGCUUCAUUAGAGAAGAAAAUGAAACCAAAACUAUUAUUUGUCCUAUUUGUAAUCAGAGUGUAGAAUGCGAUAGCUGUGCUGUGUUGUCUCCAUUGAGUUCAGGCAGUAUUUGUUUUUGUACUGGCAUUGCUCUUUAUCGCUGGUAUCACAAUGCGAAGAAAUUGACUAUUUUCAUGUAUUAUGACAAAAGGAAUAGGGCUGUACAGUUAGUAACAACCCAUUUGUUUUGUAAGCCCCAGAGUGUCUUGGCAUAUCUAUAUUUUUAGUUAGUUUUAGAUGUUUUGUAUUGUAAAUAAACAUGUUUUCUUUCAGUGAGAAA